This is a messenger RNA of Closterium sp. Yama58-4, 1803 nucleotides long. NCBI's taxonomy places the organism in Eukaryota, Viridiplantae, Streptophyta, Zygnematophyceae, Desmidiales, Closteriaceae. The record is from the annotation of a GenBank genome assembly.
AUGGCUGGUGGCGGCCGUAAACCCGUCGCUCCGCGUACCAACUCCGAGGCACCGCACAGCACCGCUCUGCGUCGCUCCACGCGGGCAGCAGCAGCAGCAGCUUCCGCCGCGGCCGCUCGUUCCGGCGACGACCCCGCCGCUGACGACGCCGCGAUCGGCGCUGUGACUGGCGGAAAAAAGGCGGAGGGGGAAGGCGCGGGGAAAGGGCGCGCGGGGGUCAAGCGCGCGAGAGAGGUACCCAGCGGGAGCGGGAAGGGGGAAGCGGGGAAGGGCGCGGUUGGGGGAGGUUGGACGGGGGGGAGGGCGCGGUCACUGGGAAGUGGGGGAGCGGCAGCAGGGGGGAAAGGGAAAAGGGGGAAAGCAGCAGCGCUGAGCGAAGAAGAAGAGGAAGAGGAGGAGGAGGCGGAGGAGGAGGAGGAGGAGGAGGAGGAGGGAGGGAGGAGGAGGAGGAGGAGGAGGAGGAGGAGGAGGAGGAGGAAGAGGAGAAGGGGAAGAAGAAAUGGGGGAAGAGGGGAAGACCCGCGGGCCCACGUGGAAGGAGACGAGGAGGGCAGAAAGGGGAAAGAAGCCGUCACUGGCGGGCAGGUGAAAAAAGGUCGGGGCAAGGCCGGGCAGAAAAAACCCGGGCAGCUGACGAAAAAAGAGCAGAUGGAGAUUGCGAAAAGAAUGGAGGCCGAUGCCGAAGCUAGUCAGGAGCCUUGGAAGGUUCUGGUGCACCGAAAGCUGCGACCUGAUUGGUUCCCGUAUGAUCCCAAGAUGAUGAGGAAAGCUGACGUGGAUGAAGGGGGGAGUGAGCUGGCAGAGGGGGGACGGGAGGUUGGAGGGGAGAAGGGAGCGGAGGAAGGUGGAGGGAAGGAAGGGGAGAAGGGAGGAGGACGGAAGAAGGAUCUGGAGGCUGCUGACGUGGCGGCUGACGUGUCUGCUGACGUGGCGGCUGAGGCGACCGUACUGUGCCGAUUGGCCGAGAGGGAGCGUGCUGACGUGGUGUGCCUGCAGGAAACGAAGCUGCAGGAGAAGGACGUGGGGGAGAUUCAGAGGGCUCUGUCUCCUACCUUUCCGCAUUCCUAUUGGAGCUGCAGCACUGCUAAGCUUGGGUAUUCUGGCACGGCAGUGCUGUCUAAGGUACCCCCUCUCUCAGUGAGCUACGGCAUCAGCAAGCCAGAGCACGACAAGGAGGGGCGCGUGGUGACAGUUGAAUUCGUGCCUUUCUUCCUCGUGUGCUGCUACACACCCAAUUCUUCUGAAAAGCUAGUCCGCCUGGACUAUCGCACCAAGGAAUGGGACGUCGCAUUCGGCAACUACGUCAAGGAACUGGAGAAGCAGAAGCCAGUGGUUGUAACCGGAGACCUCAACUGUGCGUUCGGCGAGAUCGACAUUUUCCACCCCGAGGGCAACCGAAGGAGCUCGGGCUUUACUGAUGAGGAGCGGGCGUCGUUUGCAGCUAACCUGCUGGGCGUGCCCUGGGACGGGGGAGAGGGGGGAGAGGAGGGGAAGGGGGGAAGUGCCGGGGAGAGUCGGAACGGAGGGGAGAACGGGGGAGGGAUGGGGAAGGGCGAGGGUGGGGAAGAGGAGGGGCGAGGGGAAGCAGCAGGGUUGGUAGAUACGUUUCGGCAGCAGCAUCCCAAUGCUGUGGCCUAUACCUACUGGGGGUAUCGGUCCAAGGCCAGACCAGCGAAUAGAGGAUGGCGACUGGAUUACUUUCUUGUGUCCCAGUCACUUGCAUCAAGAGUGCAUGACUCCUACACCAUGCCAGAUGUGCCCGGCAGUGACCAUUGCCCGCUGGGACUAGUGCUGAAGAUGUGA